AUGAAGGAAAAAUCCAAAACGGCCGCACGGACUAGACGGGAAAAGGAGAACAGCGAGUUCUACGAGCUGGCCAAGAUGCUGCCGCUGCCGUCGGCCAUCACGUCACAGCUGGACAAAGCGUCCAUCAUCAGACUGACCACUAGCUACCUGAAGAUGAGGAUCGUCUUCCCGCAGGGUUUGGGCGAAGCUUGGGGUCACCGAUCGAGAUCGCUGGAUAAUAUCGGACGAGAGCUGGGGUCGCACUUGCUACAGACGUUGGACGGGUUCAUCUUCGUCGUAGCCCCGGACGGGAAGAUCAUGUACAUCUCUGAAACGGCAUCGGUCCAUUUAGGAUUGUCUCAGGUAGAGUUGACCGGGAACAGUAUUUACGAAUAUGUUCACCCUGCGGACCACGAUGAGAUGACGGCGGUUCUGACGCCACACCAGCCCUAUCACUCCCAUUUUGUGCAAGAAUAUGAAGUGGAGCGCUCCUUCUUCCUGAGGAUGAAGUGUGUGCUGGCUAAACGGAAUGCAGGCCUGACCAGUGGGGGAUAUAAGGUGAUCCACUGCAGCGGCUACUUAAAGAUCCGCCAGUACAAUUUGGAAAUGUCCCCCUUCGAGGGGUGCUACCAGAACGUGGGCCUGGUCGCCGUGGGACACUCCCUCCCCCCCAGCGCGGUGACCGAGAUCAAACUGCACAGCAACAUGUUCAUGUUCAGAGCCAGUCUGGACAUGAAGCUCAUCUUCCUGGACUCCAGGGUUGCGGAACUGACGGGUUACGAGCCGCAGGAUUUGAUUGAGAAAACUCUGUACCAUCAUGUCCACAGCUGUGACAUCUUCCACCUCCGCUGUGCACACCAUCUCUUGCUGGUCAAAGGUCAAGUCACAACCAAGUAUUACCGCUUCCUGGCGAAACAUGGCGGCUGGGUCUGGGUCCAAAGUUACGCCACCAUCGUCCACAACAGUCGAUCGUCGAGACCCCACUGCAUCGUCAGCGUCAACUACGUCCUCACGGAAACGGAGUAUAAGGGAAUGCAGCUGUCGUUGGACCAGAUGAGUCCCACAAAGCCAGCGUUCCCCUACGCUGACAGCCACAGCGAGGACAGGAAGAGCGCCAAGUCACGCCUGAACCAGACGAAGGCCAAAGCCAGAGUGUCGCCAUACCCACAGUUUUCAGCGUUUAAUCCAGAGCGCUCUGAGUCAGACCAAGACAGCCAAUGGGGAGGAAGCCCGCUAACCGAGUCGGCUUCACCGCAGCAGCUGGAUCCUACCGAAGCCACAGAGGCAUCCUGCGCCUACCGACUGUAUCCCGACUCCAGCUCACUGUGCUACGGUCUGGGUCUGUCCGAGGAGGAUCUCGCUCAUGCCCAAGCCCACUCACAUACAGCUACCUGCGACCGCGUCCGGUGCCAGGGUGGGCGCUACUUCCUGGGAACCCCCCAGUCGGGGAGAGAGGUGUGGUGGGAUGCCACACGCUCAGUGCUAUCUCUCCCUAAAUGCUCUGUGGAAAACAGCGAAGGCUACGGAAUCACGUCGUACCACGGAGCCAUUCACGGGCGAGGUCACUGGGAUGAGGAGAGCGUUGUGAGCUCACCUGAUGGCGGAGGGUCCACUAGCGACUCUGGCGAGCGUUACCACGGCGACCACUACCGGGCGAGUCCUCGAGAGCCGAGUAAGAUGGAGACCCUUAUCCGUGCCACGCAGCAGAUGAUAAAAGAGGAGGAGACGCGGCUGCAGCAGCACAAGCCAGCCCUGGAUAUCUCCAGCCUCGCCAAGGCACACAGCCCGUGUUUCCCCUCCCCUCUGACCCAUCACUCCCAGCUGAGCAUGCCCAGUGUGGUGUGUCGCGGUCCAGGAGCCCCCAGCAUCGACCUGCCCUCGGAACGCCUCCAUCAUCGGCAGGGAGUCAAAGUGCAGGGCCCCCAUGACAAUGACGAAAACACGUCCAGCCCUACAUCAAUGUCUCGUUUGAGCAGCCCCAGCUCUGACGGGAUGCUGCGGUCAGGCCUCUCGCUCACGAAAGACUACAUGCAGCCAGACUUGUCCCCUCACCCGCCCCAGUCCCAGGGGAGCCCUCUGUUCUAUUCAGCCCCAGAGAGGUCUUUGGACAGACAGGCAGCAUAUGCUUUGACUGGCUACUCCCUGGAACACCUCUACGACCCAGAGAGUCUGCGGAGUUACUCGGGUCUGGCCUGCGGCGGCGUCCCUUACGACAUGGCGUCUCAUGUGAGGAUGCAAGCCGAGCAGAUGCAGGGACACAAGGCCACCUCUGUUAUUAUAACCAAUGGGAGCUGA
Synchiropus splendidus (mandarinfish) is the source of this 2274-nucleotide messenger RNA. RefSeq names its product single-minded homolog 1-like. Bases 1 to 2274 code for a protein of 757 amino acids. Gene Ontology annotation, biological process: regulation of transcription by RNA polymerase II. The record is from RefSeq and is a predicted model, not a curated record. NCBI's taxonomy places the organism in Eukaryota, Metazoa, Chordata, Actinopteri, Syngnathiformes, Callionymidae. Gene Ontology annotation, molecular function: DNA-binding transcription factor activity, RNA polymerase II-specific; protein dimerization activity; RNA polymerase II transcription regulatory region sequence-specific DNA binding. The transcript has 11 exons.